This is a messenger RNA of Lathyrus sativus (Indian pea), 702 nucleotides long. The record is from the annotation of a GenBank genome assembly. Lineage: Eukaryota; Viridiplantae; Streptophyta; Magnoliopsida; Fabales; Fabaceae.
AUGAGAUUUUCUUCUUCUGCUUCUUUCCCUUUUAUUGUGUUUAUGAUGGAUUCAACUCUAUUUCCUGAAACGGUCAUAGCUGAUGCGCCUGAUAAAGGUACAAAUAUAUCCACUGAAAAACCUCUAAAAUCCUUUGUUGAGGCUCUUGGUAAUGUUUGUCAUAUUCUAGCGAGUCAAUUACUGGUUCCCUGUGUUAAAAAAGACCAUAUCUCCAUUGCAAUUCUAGAAAACGAAUACCUCUUUGGAGUGGAGGCUUGUAAACACAAUUUGCACGGCCGAAUUUUGUGGCCUAAGGGUUUUUCCCCUCUUACAGUAUUGCAGCCCAAAGCCAAACUAAACACAUUAUGGAUUUAUGUUAGAAGAGUUCAAUCGAAUUCUUCUUGGAACCUAAACCCUGGAUCGUUGAAGCUUUUCCCUUGGUCGAAAGAUUUCAUCCCUAAUAAUGUCAAUCAUUCUUCUGCUCAAGUUUGGGUCAGGAUUCUUGGGCUUCCUCAAGAAUAUUGGAGACCUAAAAUCAUAUUUGUUAUAGCUAGCAGCCUUGGUACUCCUAUAUGUAUUGAUUCCACUUCCAAUCAUUCUCAGUUUAAAUGGGCCUUCGGUCAUUUUGUUCGUGUUUUGGUGGAUGUUGAUUUGCUCUCUGAACUUAGAGAUAAUAUUCUGGUAGAACGCACCUACUUUGCAUUUUUUGUAGGUAUUGAAUAA